UUUUUUAAUUCUUUCAAUUGUAAAUAAUAGUCAAAACGUAAUAAUAAAAUAAAACAUUUUUGUAUCAACAAUCAAGUGGAUACAAGAUAUAAGCAAGAUAUAAGUGGGACAAGAUAUAAGCAACAAAGAUGGCUCGGCAACCUCCAAACUACGAGCUUCUGUCAGAAGAAAAGACAAAGGAAAUGUUAAAGCUCUUUAAAGGCGAAAGAACUGGAUUUGUUCUUGUCGGUCCGAAAAAAUAUUUUUUCCCGUUUAGAUACAUAGAACAAGCUGAAGGCUUCUAUAAUUUUAAAGCUAGAUCAGAUGACACAUGGUUGUUGUCGCAUCCAAGAUCGGGAACGACUGUGAUGCAAGAGCUCAUAUGGCUGUUGGCAAACGAUUUGAAUUUUGACGUAGCAAAAAAGCGUCUACUUACUGAAAGGUUCCCAUUUUUUGAAUUCAGUUUAUUUAAUCAUCCUGAAGUGACCCAAGAAUUUCUUCUUUUCAACAAAGAUGACACAGUAAAGCAACAAUUGUGUCGGGAAAUAGCUUUGCCCGGUUAUAAAGUUAUCGCUGAAAUGCCAUCACACACACCUAGAUUUAUAAAAAGCCAUUUUCCGUUCAGUAUGUUACCUGGACUUUUAGAUGUUGGUUGUAAGAUUGUGUACAUAGCUCGCAACCCCAAAGAUGUUGUGUCUUCAUGGUAUCACCUUAAUCGCUCAAUUUCGACGCAAGGGUUUUUGGGUGACUUUUCUACCUUUUUCGAGUAUUUUCUAAAUAAUUUAACGCCUUGGUCGCCGUAUUGGGAACAUCUAAAAGAAGCCUGGAAUUUGAGGAAUUCAAAAAAUAUUUUAUUCUUAUUUUAUGAGGAGGUGAUACACGAUUUUCCAAAAACAAUUAAGAAAGUAGCAAAAUUUUUGGGUAAAACAUACACUCUCUCUGAUGAAGAAAUUAACAAGCUGACAAAUCAUCUCAAUAUCCAAAAUUUUAGAAACAAUCCGAUGGUGAAUUACUCUGAGUUGAAGGCUUGUAAAAUAAUUAAGGAUAAUUCUUUUAUUAGAAAAGGAGGAAAUGGGAAUUCGGAAGACAUUUUCACUCCAGAAUUAAAUGUAAAAAUAGAGAAAUGGAUCGAAGAAAAUCUUAAAGAUACUGAUCUACGUUUUCCGUCUUUCAACACUUAA
Trachymyrmex septentrionalis is the source of this 1160-nucleotide messenger RNA. RefSeq names its product estrogen sulfotransferase-like. NCBI's taxonomy places the organism in Eukaryota, Metazoa, Arthropoda, Insecta, Hymenoptera, Formicidae. Gene Ontology annotation, molecular function: sulfotransferase activity. Gene Ontology annotation, cellular component: cytoplasm. The coding region runs from base 129 to 1160 and encodes 343 amino acids. The transcript is spliced from 6 exons. Gene Ontology annotation, biological process: sulfation. The record is from RefSeq and is a predicted model, not a curated record.